AUGGAGAGGCUGCUGGAACAGCUGGAGCGUUUCGCUGAGGUGCUGGCCGUGUCCCGCACGCGCCACGCGGGCAGUUGGGGGCGCGUAGCCGUGCGCCGCUCCCUGCGCUGGGCCCGCUACCUGCGUCACGUACACGGACGCUUCCGCCGCCGCGGCCCGGUGCGGGCGGCGCUGGAGGAGGGGCUUCGCCGGCUGCAGCCGCGGCCUGGGCCGGAUGGGCACGCGGGGCCCUGCUCUGGGCCGGAGCCGGCAUCGCUGCGGAGCUUCGAGGGCCUGGGGUGCGGGGACCAGCUGCUGGCGCUGGGGCUGCUCGAGAACGCCGCGCUGCAGGGCCCCGCGCUGCAUGAGCUGCUCCGGCACCUGAGGCCCGAGGAGUUAGAGGAUCCCGAGGACCCAGAGGACGAGGCCGGGCUGCCAGGCCGCCUGGCCGAGCUGGCCCGCCGCAGGGCCGCCUCCCAGCUUCUGCUGCCGCUGCUCGGCCCCGACCCGGCCCGGGCUGAGCCUGUACUUCGGAGAACUGAGGCCGAGCUGCUGCUCCUGCGGCUCCGUGAAGAGGCCAGAGCGGAAGCCGGGGCCGACGCCCUACUCUUGGACCGCCUGUGGGUGCAGCUGCCCCGGCCCCGCUGGCUGGAUGUGGUGGCCGAAGCGCUGCUGCUGCAGCCCACGCCCAGGCCGGACGGGGAUGAAGACGAAGAAGAUCCCGGGAGCCAGUCUGACCUCGGGCCCAGUGCGGCCACGCCCCUGCUGGCCUGGCUCCUGGCGCGGCCUGCCCCGCUGGCGGCCCUCUGCCGCCUCCUGCCCGCGCCACUCCUCGCCUCUGUGGCCGACCGCCACCCGUUGCUGGCUGAAGCCUGCCUGGACCUGCUCUCGGGCUGGGGCUGCUGUCUGCACUUCGACCUAGUUCGGGGCACCUGGGUCGAGGCUGACCCGGAGGGACCAACCUGGGAGCGCCUCCGGGACUGCUUUCGAUGCUUCUGCCAGUCCCCAGCCCCUCUAAGAAACCAGGCUCGGACCGUGCUGGACACCCGCAGGGCUCAGGAUGGAGGCUUCGAAGCCCCAGGCCUCAGCGUGUGGACUGACCUGCUGCAGUACAUUGGAGGGGAGGAGCCCCCAGGGAGGGGUGAGGAUGCUGAGACCCCGGGAGAGAUGCCCCAGAUCCCACACUUGGGCUCCAGGCCUUAGCCUUGGAGCUCUCAAUGCUGUUUACAAGAACUGAAACCUGAAACUGGACAUUGGGCCUGCAUGGACACAUGGGGAGAAAAGGCCCCCAGAUCCAGACUGCCCCUUCAGCCUCAGAGUGGCCUUCGGCCUUUCAGCUAAAGGGGCUGUUCUCACUGUUUACAAGAACUAACACUGGACGUUCAGCUUGAAGAUACACAUCCUCCGUAUACACAAAGUGCAAACGUCUCCAACACUCCAGAAAAAUAAAAUAAAAGCCUUAGUUUUUCACUCCUUA
Molecule: messenger RNA, 1456 nt
Organism: Trichosurus vulpecula (common brushtail)
Lineage: Eukaryota; Metazoa; Chordata; Mammalia; Diprotodontia; Phalangeridae
Gene: FANCF
Product: FA complementation group F
Exons: 1
Coding region: 1-1182 (393 amino acids)
Biological process (GO): interstrand cross-link repair
Cellular component (GO): Fanconi anaemia nuclear complex
Source: RefSeq, a predicted model, not a curated record